ACACCAGCAAAAAAUUUGCCAAAGCUGCAGGUGCUCGGGAAGUCCAACCCAGCCAUGAAUCGCGUUACCGGACCGGACAUUGAGCUCUUGCCUCACCGCAAAGGCGCGACUUGCAGCGUUUCCUCGUUCUGAGGUCGAAACUGCAAAUUUCUGCUUGCCGCCGAAUCAGUACCUCUCUGCUCAAUCUGGUCGAGCAUCCUUGGUCCCUGAGUAUCUACCCCUCGGUCUCUGCUUUCCCUCCCGCUGCAGAGCUGCACGUCGAUCGAGACAGGUGCUCUUAACAGGUUUCGUGGCAGGCUCUGCAACUUGAAGUGCUUUUCUCGAGGCAUAAAACUUAGGAUAAGCCCUUCGCCAUUUUUCAUUCUUUGCUCUUUCUCUCCGCUGGUCGUUUGACACACCCUUCGCACGGACUCUGCAAUUUGACCAUGUCGGCUCUGAAUGCCCUGCGGGGGUCAAACUCCCCAAUGACCGCUCCCCCGACGGUGACGACGUAUCCCGGGAAUCCGAAUUAUCGGGCGGAUUCGUUUAAACCUCUUUCCAACGGCAAACCUGUACCUACACCAAUGAUUGAUGGCCGCCAGGUCCCUAGGACGCAUUAUGAAGAGCUCAACCUCUUCCUUGCAAAUCACAUGGCUAAGGAACCUGCAGGGGCCCGAGCGAGCGCGCGGGAGAAGUUAACACGUCUCACGCGACAGCAAUUUCAAGAGCUCUCCACUGACGUGUAUGAUGAACUUGUUCGUAGAAAGAACAACUCUACAAAGAACGAGGUUCCUUUCUUGCCUGUUCGAGAUGAUUUCCACCCAAAGCGAAAUCAAGCGCGACAAAAGCUUGCUACAUUACCGAAAUCUCGUUUCAAAGACCUUUCGAGUGACGUCUUUGUCGAGUUGGGACGCCGUUAUCCAGAAUUAAAGGAAGAUGAGAACCCAGCUAUACUCAGUACCCCAGGAUCUACAUACGACGACCCGUCAUCCCCAGACCAGCUCAAUUCGCCUUCUGCUGCCAACAAGCCGCAUCGACAGCCUACCUCAUCCGUUCCGAGUGAUGUAUCGCCUCCCCCGCACUUUUACUCACAGGGCGCUCGCUCGCGCCCUUCAGUGGACACUGCCAAUGAGUUUCAGCCUGGUCUGUAUCGUAGCACCCCGGACUUGCCACAAGGGUCUCUAGGGUACCGUCAAGAAGCCUCACCCGAGCCGUCCCUACCCACCCAAAGAAAACCCUCAGGAGACUCUGAAGCAUCUACAUCCUAUAAUCGCCAACCUUCCCAGUCCCAAGAGAUUAUGGCUGCGUAUCCGCAAAGUCGACGCAAACCAUCCCAAGAGGCCAAUAAUGCGAACAUUUCCACGAACUCAAUAAAUACGUCCACGUCGCUUCGCAAAGGCUCGAAUGAAAGCUCAGCAAUUUCGUCCUCCCAGGGACCUUCUUCAGCGACAGCCGGUGUGAUCAUACCCAAUAAGUCAACUAUCGCCGAGGAAGUGAUAGAAGUGCCCUUUGGACGAGAGGAGGAUUCGCCAUCUUUAUCUUCCCGACCAGGCACCCCUGAGGGUGGGGCAGACCCGAACGGUAUGCGUGCCUCUAUCCAAUCUAGCAGUACACGCACUGCAGGGGCUGCUGUUGGACCUGGCUUGCGAAGCAGUCCCGAUUCACUCAGGCUGAGCUCAAAAAGUCCGUUGGAGCGCCUUGGUGGUCAGGCUCAGUCCUUUGGUGGGGCAGUUGGGGGACUGAAUGCACUCAGUCAAGGACUGUUGGGUUCGUCAAGAAGUGAGGAUGAAGAAGGAACGAUGAGCGAACGGAGAGCUGGCAGUGACUACUAUGAAAAGUUGAGUUUUGGUAGGACGAGCGUAGCCAGUGAUGUUAGCGGGAAGGGCGGGAGAACUAGACAGUCUUUGGAGGAUGCGGAAAAACUUCGCUCAGACUACGAGUUUAAGAUUGCCACUAUGCAGACUCGUAUGGCUUCGCUGGAAGGGGCUCUUACAGACUCUGCGAGAAUUAAAGCCGAAGAUGUUGAGCGGAUUCGGCAGCUUGAGACUGAGUUAGCGUUGAUGAAAGAGUCCUCCGUGAAGCAGGCCACCGAGAAUUCAAGGUUACAAGGUGCUCUUAAUGGGGAGCUCGAUUCUAAGGAACAGAACGCAAGAAGGGCUGAUGCAGACGCCCAGCGGAUAUCAGAGCUGCAGGAUCGGAUUGUUGUCUUGGAAUCGGAGCUAGGGAAUGGUGGCGUCACUCCCGACGUAGAAGCUCUCCGUGACGAGAUGCAAGGUCUGGUGGACACCCUCAGUGAUAUGAGCGCACGAAUAGAACAGAUGAUGGAAGAUAAAGAUGCUGAUAUGACCCUCAUACAAACGCUCACCGAACAGGUUAAGGAGUACAAGCGGAAGUAUGAACAGGCGAAAACUGAGCUCCGGAACAUGAAAGCGACGUCGCAGCUUUUCUCAGGGCCUCAAGUGCCCAAGGUCGACGCGAGGAGGAUUCCGAUUUCUGAAAACGGCGUAAUCGCUGACAUUCAUGUUACUGCAUUCCAAGGCGCCAUUGACACGCUGCUGAGCCUCGCCCGAUCCGACAAUCCUGGCAACGUCCUUAUGUCAAUGAAGGCUGUUGUAAAUGCAGUGGCUACCAUCACCGAUGACGUAAAAGCAUUUGAGCGGCGGCCAACUCGCCUUGAUGUCAGUGAAGACGCUAUUCGGCAUCUCCGGGAACGUGCCGAUGCAACGCUCAGUAAUCUCGUAUCUGCCGCGCGAAAUCAUGCGUCCGGUUUCGGCUUAUCGCCGGUUAGUCUUAUGGACGCGGCUGCCAGCCACGUAUCUGCAACCAUUAUCGAUCUAGUUAAAUUGCUCUCUUUACGAAGAGCCUCGUUGAACGAGCGUGAUUCUACACGGUCUCCUACACGCCAUCCAAAUGGCAGCAGCCCGGCUCCGUUCAUUCCUAGCCUUCGUUCCGUGGACGAGGCAAAACCAGGGAUGCAGCGUGUCCGAACGUCGAGCUCGAGUUCGGGUUCCCUCCGUGAGGACUUGACGACACGUAACUAUUCAGAGCGCCCUGGUCGAGCAAUCAGUCAGAGUCCCUCCUACUCACAAAUGGCUGACGGAAAUGGGAGAGCUCUCGUUGGAGAGUAUGAAUCGACUAAUGAGUCACUGACAAUGGAUGGCGGUGAGGAUGCAUGGGAAGAACUGAAGCCAUACCUAGAGGUUCAGUCCGAAUCCAUAGUAUACUCGAUACAGAGUCUACUGUCGGCUAUCCGAAAAGGCUCUCAAAUGAGCGAACUCAACGAAAACCUCACUCAAAUUAUCACGAUUGCUUCGAGCAUUGUCGCUGUUUGCAAAGACAGCCUUCCACCGGCUAUAACGGAGCAAGGAACAGAGAUCCUGCAAGAUCUUAGCAAAAACUGCGAUCAGCUGAGCGAGAUGCAGUCGCUUACAGAAAUCACGAAGCAGACGAGACAAACCAUGGCAUCUGCCAGCUUCGGUGUGGCCAAAGCAAUGAAGGAACUGAUGAAAUUAUAACGAAGAUACCUUGGUAGCCUGACUUAUGUCUUUUCACUUCAUUUCGCUUCGAGUUACCUCGUGGGUUUUUCUUGCACGUACAGUAUUCGCUUCGUAGAGCCAGGAGCUCUGCGCUGGACCUUCAUCCUUUCGUCCAUUGCUAAUGCCCCGAGAAAUCGGACAUAAUAACGAAUGUAAUGCCCUUGAUGUUACCAGUGACACAACGCUCAGCUCGACGCAAAUGUAGCACAUUCUACUAACAC
Molecule: messenger RNA, 3736 nt
Organism: Cantharellus anzutake
Lineage: Eukaryota; Fungi; Basidiomycota; Agaricomycetes; Cantharellales; Hydnaceae
Exons: 12
Coding region: 426-3494 (1022 amino acids)
Cellular component (GO): cell cortex of growing cell tip; actomyosin contractile ring
Molecular function (GO): MAP kinase scaffold activity
Source: RefSeq, a predicted model, not a curated record